Messenger RNA from Paramecium primaurelia, 628 nucleotides. The record is from the annotation of a GenBank genome assembly. Lineage: Eukaryota; Ciliophora; Oligohymenophorea; Peniculida; Parameciidae.
AUGACAUUUAUAAAAGAGAAUUUUUAAAGAUAUUAUUUGAUUAUUUUGGCUAUAAAAGGGAACUUAACUAAGAAGAUUUUAGAAAUUAAGAAAUCUUAUCAAUAAUAGAAUAAAUCUAAUUUCUUUAAUGGUAAGGCAAAUAUGGGCCACACUAUAAAAUAAUAAGGUAAAUGGAUUGCAACUUGGAAAGGGGAAAUAAUUUAGGAAGUUGAUGAAUACUAUGAGAAUGAAUUAAAGUUAGGUUAAUUGAAACAACCAAGUAAGAAUUAUUGGAGGUAAUGUAUACAGAAUAGUCAAGCUCAAUUAUAUGAAAAAGGAGAAUACUAUCUUGAUUAAAUAUUGGGAGACGGAAUUAUAUCUAUGAUAACUAAAUUAUGGAUGAUUAUUAAUUAAUUUAUUAGUAGAGGUGAGUCAUAUGAUUAUGGAAAUGGCAAAAUUAAAAUUAGUUACUGGAUUGAUUCACAUGACCGAUUUUCAAAUUACAGACAAUUGGCUCAUAAUGGUGAAUUUAUAAUGGUAAAAAGUAGGUAGAUGGGAAAUUGAGUAUAGAUAUGACAACAAUCAUCCAUUCUCUAAAAUGUAAAAAAUAUUAAUUAAUUGGGGACAGCGGUAGAGGAUUAUAAGAUGA